Mytilinidion resinicola is the source of this 1584-nucleotide messenger RNA. RefSeq names its product FAD binding domain-containing protein. Lineage: Eukaryota; Fungi; Ascomycota; Dothideomycetes; Mytilinidiales; Mytilinidiaceae. The transcript is spliced from 5 exons. The record is from RefSeq and is a predicted model, not a curated record. Bases 1 to 1584 code for a protein of 527 amino acids.
AUGGACUCAAAAAUCCAUGACGUCCUAAUAAUUGGCGCCGGUCCCUGCGGUCUCGUGGUGGCCGCUCGUCUUUGCGAACACACCCCCUCCGCCGUCUUCACCGACGAAGAGCACCAGCGCUACCACUGGAUCCUCAAACACGGCCACCAAACUAGCAUCAAGUCCAAGAAGACCGGCACCGUCUAUCCACCCCGGCAAUCACCCGCCGGGCGUAGUUACUCGGCUCUCGUCCUCGACAGCACGCGCGACGAGUGGAUGACGCGGGGAAAUAGGCUUUUCAAGACGUUCGAGAUCGAGCAUCUACGCAGCCCGAUGUUUUUCUAUGUUGAUCCCGGGGAUCGAGAUGGGUUACUGGCGAAUGCGCAUGAGGAGGGGAGGGAGGGGGAGCUGAGUGAGAUAAGGGAGUGUGUUGGGAAGGAGGUUAGUAAGCAUUUGAGGAAGAAGCGGAUGAAGUUCGAACGCCGGGGUGAGCUGCAUCUUUGGUCGAGGGCUGAAGUAGUGAUUGAUGAACGUGAUCGGAACGAUUACUUCACUCCUUCGCGAGGGUUGUUUGCGGAGCAUUGCCGAUGCGUUAUUGAUCGGUAUGGUCUUCGCGAGGGCCUUGUUCGUCAGGAAAGUGUCCAGGAUGUUGGAUUCCGGGAAGUAGAAAAUGUGGCUGGAGAAAGCGAACGAAUUUUUACUCUGGAGACUAAUAAAGGCAUUCACUACGCACGAUCAGUUGUCCUAGCCGUAGGACCCGGAAAUGCUCCAGCAAUACCUGGAUUGAGUGCCUCAGAAAGGACAGAUGGUGCAUGCCAAAGCAUGCAAAUCCAGAGAUUCCCCGGCCCAUCCGUCCAGUCCAAGAUCAAGGCCAAACGGGUGACCAACGUAAUGGUCAUCGGAGGCGGUGUGACUUCCGCUCAGCUCGUCGAUCUCGCUGUUCGUCGAGGCGUUACGAAAGUGUGGCAUGUGAUGCGUGGUCCACUGAAAGUCAAACCGUUCGACGUCGACUUGGUAUGGAUGGGGAAAUUCCGGAACAUCGAACAAGCCUACUUUUGGUACGCCAACAGCGACAACGAACGCCUCGCCCAUUUAGCUACCGCCCGCAAUGGAGGCAGUGUAACUCCCCGCGCGCUCAAAGCCAUGAAAGCCCACAUCGCUGCCCACCGGGCAUCUCUCUAUUCUUUCACAACCAUACAAUCCAAGACAUGGAAUCCAGAAAGCCAUACCUGGACGGUUACCACUUCCCCGCAGAUCCCCGAUCUGCCGCCUUUUGAUUAUAUCUACUUCGCGACAGGUAUCGCGACAGAUAUUAGUACGCUACCCUUUUUGGGGAUUUUGCAUAGGGAGUUCCUCAUCAAGACGAAAGAUGACGUACCCCUAUUAGGAAGGCUGGCAGGGUUGAGAUUAGGGCCGGGUGCUGGGAAUUUGGCAGGUGCACGGGUAGGUGCUGAGAGGGUAGUUUGGGGGAUCGAGGACGUGCUUGGUAAGAGUACGAAUGGCGUGAAAUAUGGAAAGUGGGACUGGCAAUUUGAUUAUGCUAGUGGGAGAGGGAACAGGUUUGACAGUUUGACAGGGGAGGAUUGCAGGGAGAGUAAAGAGUGA